Molecule: messenger RNA, 2154 nt
Organism: Phanerochaete carnosa HHB-10118-sp
Lineage: Eukaryota; Fungi; Basidiomycota; Agaricomycetes; Polyporales; Phanerochaetaceae
Exons: 5
Coding region: 92-1228 (378 amino acids)
Biological process (GO): maturation of LSU-rRNA from tricistronic rRNA transcript (SSU-rRNA, 5.8S rRNA, LSU-rRNA)
Cellular component (GO): nucleolus
Molecular function (GO): RNA binding
Source: RefSeq, a predicted model, not a curated record
UUAGGAAAUUUUGUAAUCUGAGAUUGAGUCUCGCAUUGAACCUCGCGCUUUCUAUCUUUCAGCCCUGCCCCCUACUUUACCCCUUUAAAAAAUGGCCAAGACGGUCGCAAAAAAGCUAAACAAGGUCACGAAGCCCAAAGAUUCUCUUGUUAGCACGGCGGCGGAACCUUCUAAGAAACCCGACGCGAAAGCGAAGCUUGCUGUAGCGGAGAAGCCGAGUAGCAAGGCUGCUGGCAAGCGCAAGAGCAUUGAAGAGAAUUUCGGCGUGGAGAGAGUGAAGAGGAUAAAGGCGACGACCGAAGAGCCCGAGCAGAGCGUGUCGACUGAAAAAAGGGCUGCUGUCUCGAACAGCAAGGCGGAGGUGAAGGCGAAAGAAAAGGGCAAGAAGAGAGUGGAAGCGAUACAGGAGCAGCCAGAGGAACUCAAGACUGUGGCAUCAUCCAAGAGCAAAGCUACCAAGUCGAAGAAGGUUGCUGCCUCGGAACCAAAAGUCAAAAGUCCAUCGCCACCUCCAGAAGAGUCCGAUACCGAGGAGCACGAAGCGGAGGCAGACGUUGCCGAAGAGGAGGAGGAGGAGGAGGAGGAGGAUGUUCAGUUAUUUGACUUCUCGACAGACGAUGAUAACGACUCGUCCGAUGAUGAGCUGAACGUUGACCCGGAUCCUGUGGAGGUCGGCAAGCUCCCGACUAUCGCGAAAGACGAUGCUAUCGUUAAGAAGAAGCUGGAGAAGGCGAAGAGGAAGCCAACUGAGGACCGAGGCGUCAUCUACCUUGGCCGGGUACCCCAUGGCUUCUACGAAGAACAAAUGAAGUCCUACUUCAUGCAAUUCGGGGAUGUUACUCGGUUACGUCUCUCUCGUAACAAGAGGACUGGUCGUUCAAAACACUAUGCCUUUAUCGAAUUCGCGUCCUCGUCUGUCGCACAAAUUGUUGCUGAGACGAUGGAUAACUACCUCCUCAUGGGCCAUAUCCUCACGUGCAAAGUCAUCCCCAAGGAUAAAGUACACUCUGAACUCUGGAUCGGUGCCAACCGGAAGUGGAGAGCGGUCCCAAGGGAUCGUGUUGCACGCGUGCAACACAACAAGCUGCGAACCGAAGAAGAGCAGGAGAAGGUUGAGAAGCGUCUCCUGAAGCGUCAGGUCCAAAAGAAGCGCAAACUCGAGGAGGCUGGUAUCAAAUACGACUUCGACGCCGUGGCUUACAAAAAGAGAUCGAAGUCGAUAUCAUGAUCACAUAGACUGCACUCUACCGUUCUUGUCUGCCCACUUGUCGUAUCGUUGCUCUCAUUUUCUAGAUGGUACUCCUAGUAUCCUUUACGCCCUCCCUCGUGUGUGUGAAAUGUGGUAGUAUUGGAAGGUGAUGCUCGUACAACCUGCUCAUGUGUAUGCACCUAUAUUCUCUCCAACGCGACUAUCAGCGCGUCUGUGACAAAGAAAGGUCAGGCGCCACAACUCAUCUGUUCGACAGACCCCUCGUUAGACAGCUAUUCGCACCUAUCUACUACAGAAUUGAACAAUGACACUCAAAUCCCAACCCUAGCCUGAGUCUACUUACUUGCACAAUGGUCGAGAACACGAGCCCACCAUGCCUUCGGUCCUGUAGUGCCGCCGGCCUACCAUCGAGCUCUUCUUCACUCCUGCUGGAGUCGCGAGAGGUGUCGACGACCACGGCGCGCCUGCGGACAGAGUAGCGGGUGUUGAGCGUCGCGAGAAGCGAGCUGGCGUAGAGCUUGCCAAUCACAAAGCCGAGAUCGAGAGACUAGAGCGUGUUCGGGAAGACGGCGAACUGCAGAGAGGCGCGUGAGAAUGCCUGAUGAGAUGACGAAGCUAGUGAGGCGGACAUAUCAGCACGAUUUUGAGGGCGGCGAUCCCACUUGUAUGCGCGAGUUGGUCAAACGAUGACAACAUUUGGGCGGAAUGUGGCGGCUUACGAAGUGAGGAUACAUCGGUUUAUGGCGAAGAUAAUUAAAUUGUUGACCACGUUGUUCGUCCUGUCGGCGCAAAUCUCGGCGAAGCAAAGCAUGAGGGUGACCAAUCAGCGUACAUUAUGAAAUGUAACUUUGUCUUCCAUAAUAUCACGCAGAGCGAGGCGGCGAUGAUGACGUCGGAGACAACAGCAAAUAUCGCGAAAGGCAAGGCUAAAGUUCACUGUUUGG